UCUUCCCCACUCAAAUUUACCCAUAAAAAAAAAAAACUAACUCAAAUUCUUAAAUUUCUCUCAACAAGAACCAAAUCAAUGGGCUCUACUUCUACCAAUUCGCCCCUUUUUCAAAGCAAAGACGAGCUCCAGAAAGUCUUUAACCAAUUCGACGCAAAUCAGGACGGCAAGAUCUCCCUAUCGGAGCUCGGCGGCGUGUUAAAAGCCAUGGGAUCACCCUACACGGAGGCGGAACUCGAGCGUGUAAUGGAGGACGUCGACACGGAUAGAGACGGGUUUAUAAACCUCGAAGAGUUUUCUCAGAUUUGUAAACCGUCGGAAUCGGCCGACGCGGCUAGCUCUGAGCUGAGAGACGCGUUCGAUCUGUACGAUCAGAAUAAAAACGGGCUGAUUUCGUCGGGUGAGUUGCAUCUCGUUUUGAAUCGGUUGGGUAUGCACUGCUCCGUUGAGGAUUGUGUUCGGAUGAUCAAGACCGUUGAUUCUGAUGGCGAUGGGUGCGUUGAUUUUGUUGAGUUUCAGAAGAUGAUGGCUAAUAAUGCUCAGAAUAUUGGUAAAUGAAGUAUGAUCUGACGGUUUGGGUUUAUUUUGCUGUGUUUUUAUGAAUUAAUGGUGUGAUUUUGCUCAUGGGUAGUGAUUAAAUGAGAUGGAAAUUAGGGGUUAAUUUGGGAGUAGUUGCUAAUUUUAUGAUGAUAUUAAUAUAUAAUUAUGGAUUAAUGGAAAUGCAAUUUUAAUAUUA
Molecule: messenger RNA, 736 nt
Organism: Mercurialis annua (annual mercury)
Lineage: Eukaryota; Viridiplantae; Streptophyta; Magnoliopsida; Malpighiales; Euphorbiaceae
Product: probable calcium-binding protein CML27
Exons: 1
Coding region: 79-558 (159 amino acids)
Molecular function (GO): calcium ion binding
Source: RefSeq, a predicted model, not a curated record